This is a messenger RNA of Anopheles coustani, 1704 nucleotides long. Its product is annotated as juvenile hormone esterase-like. The coding region runs from base 1 to 1704 and encodes 567 amino acids. Lineage: Eukaryota; Metazoa; Arthropoda; Insecta; Diptera; Culicidae. The transcript has 4 exons. The record is from RefSeq and is a predicted model, not a curated record.
AUGUGGUUUCACGCGAUAGUUUUCGUAGUGCUGUUUUGUGGAGCUCAGAGUGUCAGCAAAAACGCUGAAAAAUGUCUAGUGAACUUCGAUCAAGCCGCUUCCGGGGAAGGUUUACUGAGGGAAACGUUUGAAAAUAGUUCGUACUGUGCAUUUCUAGGAGUACGUUAUGCCGAACCCCCCGUUGGCGACCGUCGGUUUCGGCAUUCCGUCCUGGCGAAACCAAGGGGCCAACGGAAGUACACUGCUUUCGGAAACAGGUGUCCUCAAUUCAGUUGGUUCGUGGAUCAGAAAGUAAAUGGCGAUGAAGAUUGUUUGUUCUUGAACAUUUACACCCCGAUGGUGAGCAACUCUUCACUCGAUGACGAUGUGCCACUGUAUCCGGUGUUGGUGUUUGUGCAUGGUGGGAGCUAUGCGCUCGGUUGGGCUGAAAGAGAUAUCAAUGGUGUGCAUCUACUCGUCGAUAACGGAAUUCUUGUCGUGACGUUUAACUAUCGGCUAUAUGGACUAGGAUUUCUCAACUCCCCAGAGCACAACAUCACCGGAAACUUUGGCCUUAAAGACCAGACGACCUUGCUACGAUGGGUACAGCGAUACAUUAGGCACUUUGGUGGGGAUCCACAGCAGGUAACCUUGGCGGGCCAAAGCGCAGGAGCAGGUUCCGUGACGCACCAUCUGUACAUUGAGCAGUCGAGAGAUCUCUUCCACCGCAUGAUCGCGUUGAGUGGCUCGAUGCUGGGCUCGUGGUCGUUCCUCUACGAUGGGCGCGAGUGCAUCCAACGGUAUCUGGAUGACCUACCUUCUAACACACUGGAGCAACUACGUGCCAUCGACUUUCGAGACUUUUUCCCAGGCAACUCAUGGGAAAAUUAUUCGGUGUACUUCGCCUCCAUGUACAUGCCUUGUCUGAUUCCUUCACCCGAGGAUGAACAAUUGCAACAAGAUAACUACACCGUCCGGCCGCCACACGAAUCGAUCCUGCAAGCGCCGGUAACGCAAGUUCCAAUGUUAAUCAGCGUAACGUCGUUGGAGUUCGAUGGUUUACUGGAGAACAUUUCUUCGGAGUUCUUUUUGGGUGACAACCGACCGAAUAAUCAGAACGACACGGUUACCAACCUAGUGAACGCCACCAUGCACAGAUUUGCGGAAAAACUUAUCGCCGAAGGUAAAGCAACGUCCCGUUCGGAAGUAUUUCAACGGUUUGCCAACCUAGCGGACCUACACUAUCCCAUUUUUCGACUGGCAAAGGAUCUCAGCGAAACUGUCGAUCCUUCGAUUCCGGUUUAUUAUCAACGGUUCGAGUUCGAUGGAAAGUUUGGGAAAGGAAGGAACGUCUACUACGCCAACUACAUAGCUGCAUAUAACUACGGUGCGUUGCAUGGCGAUGAUCUGGGAUACAUUUUUUCGCCUUACAAUUUAGAGGAUGCGCUCGAGAGGCCCCAAGAUUUUCAAAAAGAAUGGAAAGUACACCGGAGGACCGUGGAGUUGAUAGUUAAUUUUAUCAAGCAUGGAAAUCCUACUCCGAGUCAAAGCAAACUAUCUGACAUAUCAUGGCCGCCCUUGAAUGAUAAAAAGACACCAAAUUUGUAUCUGAACAUCGAUGAAGACUUCGAAAUACGUCCAAUUUCUUAUGACAUCUAUUCUAAGCAGUGGGAAAAAUUUUACGAUUGUUUGUACUAUGACCGUUGUGAUGCUCUGGAGAGUUAA